This is a messenger RNA of Condylura cristata (star-nosed mole), 816 nucleotides long. It is a transcript of the gene GCHFR, whose product is annotated as GTP cyclohydrolase I feedback regulator. The record is from RefSeq and is a predicted model, not a curated record. Gene Ontology annotation, biological process: negative regulation of biosynthetic process. Bases 104 to 358 code for a protein of 84 amino acids. Gene Ontology annotation, molecular function: GTP cyclohydrolase binding. Lineage: Eukaryota; Metazoa; Chordata; Mammalia; Eulipotyphla; Talpidae. The transcript is spliced from 3 exons. Gene Ontology annotation, cellular component: nucleus; cytoplasm.
AGUAACGGGACUCCAAGCUGCGAGUCUCAGUCUCGGAGCCUGAGGGUCCGGCGACGGCGCCGAUCCAACAUCCGGGUGGGAGCCAGGCCAGGACGUGCGCACCAUGCCCUACCUGCUGAUCAGCACCCAGAUGCGCAUGGAGGUGGGCCCCACCAUGGUGGGUGAUGAGUUCUCGGAUCCAGAGCUGAUGCAACACCUGGGGGCCUCAAAAAGAAGUGUCCUGGGAAACAACUUCUCUGAGUACUACGUCAAUGACCCUCCUAGAAUAGUCCUGGACAAGCUGGAACGCAGGGGCUUCCGUGUGCUCAGCAUGACAGGGGUGGGCCAGACACUGGUAUGGUGCCUGCACAAGGAGUAACCUUCUCACACCAAGGAGCUUCUGGCACCCCUUUUUUUAAAUGGUUGCCAUGGGCCCUGCCCCUAAGCUUCUGCCUCAUCAUCGCCCUAUUUCCCUCUUCCCAAGUCAUCACUUUCCUUAGCCAGCAUCACGGGACAUGGCUUCCUCUGAAAGGGGCCUCAGCCUGUGUGUGGGAGGGGGCAGGAUCCCUUGCCUUGACCUGCCAGCUUCAAAGGCCCUCGAGGAGGCCACUUUCUGUGUGCAAGCUGAGGGGUGGGCCAGGGAGAGGCUGUCCCUGGCUGGGAGAUGGGCACCAGGGGACAGCACAGCCCCGGGACUGGGUGGUGGGUCCUAUGUAGCUGAUCCGAGCCAAUAAAGGACUGUGAUGAGUGGCUGCUGCUCUGCUCUGCUGGCUCCGAUUCACUGUGUGGGGUGCCUCCCUGGGGGCUUGCCCACUGCCUGGGGAGGGAGAGCCAGGU